Messenger RNA from Musa acuminata subsp. malaccensis (wild Malaysian banana), 747 nucleotides. Lineage: Eukaryota; Viridiplantae; Streptophyta; Magnoliopsida; Zingiberales; Musaceae. The record is from RefSeq and is a predicted model, not a curated record.
AUGGCCAUGGAUGUUGAGGAGGAGGAGGGUAUUGAUGAACUGGUUCAAGCAUGGGGAGCGAGCAAGGCGGCGAGCUUCGUGAGGGGAGUAGAGGAGUCGCCGCUGCAGGUCGUCCACAAAAACUUCCCCACGUUGAGAGGCCACCCAAAGGCCAGAGAGCACUUCGAGCUCGCCGCCCUGCUUCCGGAGAAGCCGACGAAGGAGUUCAAGAUCUACAGAUGGAACCCCGACGAACCCCGCCGCAAGCCCUUCCUCCAAUCCUUCUUCGUCGACCUGCGCACCUGUGGCCCCAUGGUAUUGGACGUGCUUCAGCAGAUCAAAGCGGAGCAAGAUCCCAGCCUGAGGUACCGGAGGUCGUGCAGGGAAGGCAUCUGCGGCUCCUGCUCCAUGAACAUCGACGGCAACAACACCGUGGCUUGUCUGAAGCCCGUCGACGCCGACACCUCGACAGCCACGAUGAUCACCCCUCUCCCCCACAUGUUCGUCAUCAAGGACCUCGUCGUCGACCUCACCAACUUCUACCAGCAGCACAAGCUGAUCGAGCCAUGGCUGAAGACCAAGAAGCCACCGGAGAAGGGAAGAAAGUACCUGCAGUCGCCGAGGGAGCGGAAGAAGCUCGACGGGCUCUACGAGUGCAUUCUUUGCGCAUGCUGCAGCACGGCAUGUCCUGCCUAAUGGUGGAAUCAGGAAGCUUUCUUGGGACCGGCUGCUCUACUCCAUGCCUUCCGCUGGGUCUCGGACAGGUAA